Molecule: messenger RNA, 237 nt
Organism: Monoraphidium neglectum
Lineage: Eukaryota; Viridiplantae; Chlorophyta; Chlorophyceae; Sphaeropleales; Selenastraceae
Exons: 1
Source: RefSeq, a predicted model, not a curated record
UUUGAGGACCCUGCCGAGUCAGAGCCGGCCUCUUUCAGGGCCUUGGACUUUUACAGCCCACCGCAGGAGGACACGGCAGCAGCUGCACUGGACGCCACCCGAGGGCCUGGCGCCAUGUUGUCCGCACAUCAGCAGGCUUGGCCCGCACCCAGUGUCCUGGUCGGGACGCCCUGCGACUUGUGGGAGAUCCCUGGGCAGGCGUUGGCUGUGACACCACCCACGGGGCCGGCUGCGGCG